This is a messenger RNA of Cryptotermes secundus, 4703 nucleotides long. RefSeq lists its product as uncharacterized. Bases 209 to 4378 code for a protein of 1389 amino acids. The record is from RefSeq and is a predicted model, not a curated record. The transcript has 11 exons. Gene Ontology annotation, molecular function: protein binding. NCBI's taxonomy places the organism in Eukaryota, Metazoa, Arthropoda, Insecta, Blattodea, Kalotermitidae.
UAACUCUUUGUUAUAGUUCAUUUCAUUGCCGUGAUGCUACAAGGAAAAGAUUAUUCCUAGAAGGAAUAGAUGUUUUCGUCAAUAUGGCGACUGGUGAAGUGUGAGUGUUGUGGCUGGGUGCUGUGACAUUUUGUUGUGUGUGUAUCGUAACUUGUUGGUGCUUGAAUAUCCGCUGUAGGACACAUGUUAUUAAUAAAAGGGAGAAAUAAUGAGUGAAGAGUCAAAAAUGCUUCCAAAAUCUGUGGAAGCAUCACCGACCUUGAAAGUAAUACUGCCUUGUCUUCGUUCCCAUUCCGAAAAUCAUCGGAAGAGAGAACCCCGGAAAGUUUCAUUUCCAGAGGAAGAAGACGAUUUGGUUACAGGUUAUUUAGAACCAGCAAAUGCAUGGGAAUAUGCCGAGAAUGUGAGCCAUGACGACCUGAUCUCUACCUACAAGGCAUCCUGUGAGAAGCAUGGGACUUAUCCUAUGCCACAUGUCCUCAAUCAGCUGCAGACUCUGGACAUGGAUGCAGUUCGCAAUGAGUGUCUGGACCUUAAGGGUCACACACUGUGUUCCAUGCAGUGUGAGACAUUAGAAGAAGUGCUCAAGAGGGUGCAAUUCAAGAACAUCGACCUGGAGGCUACGUCACUUGAUGAUGAGAGUUCUGUUGCUCUCUUUGAUAUGGUUGAGUAUUAUGAAUCUGCAGUCCAUCUCAACAUAUCAGGCAACGAGAAUAUUGGGGUUCGUGGAUGGCAGGCUUGCUCCCGAAUGAUCAAGAAGACUCGCUGUUUGGAGCACCUGGAAGCACGUAAUGUUACACUCAAUGAGCAAUACAUGCCAAUUUUAAGUCGUGCACUACGGAUCAGCACACAGCUUCAAGUACUGAAACUGGAAAACUGUAAUCUUAGUGGUCGUCCCAUCAUCAUACUGGCGGCAGCGCUGAAGUUGAACACAGGUUUAAAGGAGUUGUACCUAGCAGACAACGACUUGGGAGUGACGGAUGCCAUUCAGCUUGGUGGGCUCCUGCGUAGCAACUUCACACUACAACUGCUCGAUAUCAGUAAUAACAACAUUCAAGACACAGGAUUGGGCCACAUAUCUGAUGGACUGACAGACCAAACACCAGAACAAUCGGGCAAUGGACUUAGCAUCCUUGUGCUCUGGAACAAUCAUCUUACCCGCAACGCGUCAAAACAUUUCGCCCGUGCCGUGGCACGCAGCAAAACGCUUGAGACACUCAAUAUUGGGCAGAACAAGCUGACAAAUGAAUGUCUACUUGUUAUGAAGAACUCGCUACAGCAGAACCGAACUCUGCUACAACUUGGCAUGCAGUCGACACAUCUGUCUUGCGAGGGGGCCAUUGCUUUGGCAGAGUGCAUUGAAGAUAAUCCUGUCAUACAGAGGAUAGACUUACGAGACAACUCUCUGAAAGUGGCUGGUCUGAUGGCACUUGCUCUCUCCAUGAAGGUGAACACAAGUGUUACUCAACUUGACUUAGAUGACAUACCAAAGAAGAAAAUGGAAGAUGCAGACGCAUUAGACCAGUAUGUCACAUUGGUGACUGAGAUCAGAGGGUAUUGUGCCCGCAAUGAGACAGCAGCACGUGAGGAGGAAGACAUAGUUGAAGAAGGCCCUACCACUGGAGCAUCAGGCAGGGGACGAUUGACCAACAGUACAUCACGCAAGAUCUCUUUAACAUGUGAGACUUUACUCCGUACUACUGCCAUGCCUCCGCAACCAAUUGUACCAGACAGCGGCCUAUUGGCAGAGCCACGACGGGGUAGUAGCGGCCGACUGCGCAGUCCUGCACCCAGCCCUAUCCCCAGCCCCAUAUCAAGCCCCAUACCGAGCCCAUCACGAACACGUUUUCAGGUAUCGCGUGUUGCAGAGUCAAUUUCUCUCCUGAAUGCAGGACAGUCUUGUUCCCCAAGUUCUUCCUCAUCUCCAGUCACUCCACCAUCCCUGUCAUCAUCACCCUCACGCUUCUUUCCAUCUACAUCAACUUCACGGUUCCGUGUUACACUUGUAGAACCCUCUGCUCCACCUCCCACUGUCACAAGCCCAUCGGGCAACAUCACUGUUGGCUUUAACUUCAGGAAGAGCAUUGCUGACAAAGCAUAUGAAGAAAUCCAUAAUGUACCCACAGACUUGCAGGAAAAUACAGAAACAGCACCAGGAAUUGCUGUAACCAGCUCAACAGUGGCAAGUCAGUCGGCCUCACUCAUGACGCAUCAAGCUCCAUUGUCGCAGAAUGUGAAAGUGACUGUAAAACUGUUCCCCAGUUCUGACAGCCUAGUCAUUGAAAAUGAGUCCAAUUCAUCAGUGGCUUCUGAUACAUCUGAAGACACAGCUGAUAUGGAAGUCAGAACUAUCAUGAAUGCAUGUAACUUGGAAGGUAGCAGUUGGGUCAGCUGUGAAGGGCAGGAUUCUGUAACAGUGUUGGGAGCUGAAAAUGAAGUGGCUGUCAGUUCAGACAAGGAUGUUCGAACACAGUUUCCAUUUGUAGACAUUUCCAGUGACAAAACUUUGGUGAACCAAGUAGGCGCAGAUAAGGAUGUGUAUGUGGCUGAACAGAAUAGUGAGGGUCCUGCAGAACAGAAUUCAGCUACACAUUCUGUGAAAUCAUGUGAACAGUUUGAAAAUAGCUUGGGUACUGUGAAACUAGCUGAACAGGUUAAUAAUACUUCGGGGACUGUGAAGGCAAGCAGAGUUGCGGAUAAAAGUUUGUGUACUAUGAAACGAGAGGGACAAAUUGAUGGUAACAGCUUUGGCACUGAGAAGCUAGUUGAACAUGUUGAUAAUAGUACAGGGGCCUUGAAGACAAAUGAAAAGACUGGUGAUAGUUUGUUUACUAUGAAACCAGAUGAAUGGGUUGGUGAUAGCUUGUGUGCUGUGAAACUAGUUGAACAGGUUAAUGAUUCAGGUACUUUGAAGACAAAUGAACAUGAUGAUAGUUUGUGUGUUAUGAAGACAGAUGACCAGGUUGAUAACAGCUUUGGGACCGUGAAACUGGUUGAAUCUGUUGAUAAUACCUCAGGUACAAUGGAACUGGAUGAAUGGAUCGAUAAUAAUUUAAGUUCCCAGAUCCUGGAUGAACAGGCCAAUAAUAGUUUAAUACCUAUGAAACCAAAUGUGGGUGAUGAUAACAGUUUGAGUACUGUGAAGUCAGCUGAAUGGAUGUUGAAUGAUUUAAAUACUGUGACACCAGAUGAACAGGUUGAUAACAGUUCAGGUAGUUUAAAACAGGAUGAGAAGGUUAAUUGUAGUUUAGAGAAUAUGGUAAGGCCAUUAGAAUCAACACUGAAGCAGCAAGUACAGGUUGAAAACAGCAUGAAAGAGAUGCCUUCUCAGUGUACUUGGAAAGUCUUGUGGGCAGCCAGUGUGAAUCCACAGCCUGUUUCCAAUAGUAACACAUCUGUCCUAGCCACAGGGCCCCUGGUUAACACUGCUAAUGGCGGAAGUGUUCUCUUAAGUAGCUGUCCUCAGAGGACCUUUGAACUUUGUCAAGAGACUGUGCCAUCACACACUGCCACACAAGAAGUGAAAACAUUAGUAAAACAGAACCCAGGCUUAUUGAGGAAAGAGAGAAGGAUUUCAAACUGCAAAAACCCUGUUCCAGACAUCUUAAAUAACAACAACAAAAUCAAAGAACUUACAGUUAUAGAUAUUUCAGAUGAGAAUAGACUGAGGCUUGAGUGUAAGGAAGAAAGUGGUUGUACAAGACAUUGUAAAGAUGAAAAUUAUAAUGUUCCAAAAUUGCGUGAAACAGUUCCUGAAGGGGAUGGUACUAAAUCAGUUUCUGAGACUUUGAGCAGUAGGAGUUUUGAAGUAGGGACAACUACUGGAGUGAAUGAAAUUUGUGAUUCUAAAUCUAACUUCAGUUUGAACAGUAGUCAGGAUGGGGAUACAUUAGAAAAGGAUUAUACUGAGACAUGUCCAGAAUCGUUGAAGUUAGCAGGUAGCUCUGAUAUUGUAGGCAAUACAUCAGAGUGCACAGCUGAAGAAAGUGACGCAGAGCUUAAUAUAGAAUCAAAUGAAGCAAAAGAUGCCCCCACAAAUGUGGUAAAUAUUAAACCUGUUACUUGUUGGAAACAGGACAGUGACCAGUUUGGUGUUGACUUUGGUAAUGGAUCUGCAUCAAGUGGUGGACUUUCUAAUGACAGGUCAUGGUCUCGAAGUUGUGACUCUUCCUUUGUUUCUGUAAAAAGUGUAGCAGCCACAGUGUGUUUAAUGGGCAGUUCAUCGGAGUUUUCGAGCUAUGAAAUGGACACCCAGAGGGGACCUGGAGCGGGAAGCCUGCUGUUACCAGACCACAGUGUGGAGGCAUCAGUGCAACCUGCAAGGAAAGAAAUGGAAUUGCUUCAGAAUCUAGAACUCCACCCUAGCAAUACCAUAUAGGGCAUGUCCAUGCCCCUGGUGACCAGUGUGGCUUUAUUCUGCUGCACAAAGAGGCAAGUAAAUGACUCAUUUGGAAUGAACAGACAUGGUUUGUCAAAAAAUAUAUAUAUUUUUUUCAUUGUUUAUACUACUCUAAAGGUUUUUUAUUUCUCAGAACAAAGAAUAAGAACUUUAUUUUUAAAGAAACAUAAAAUGUUUUAAAUGCCCGAUAUUGUUUAAGAAAUUAUGUCAGAAAUACAGACUUUUAUAAAAAGCAUAAGUGGAUAUACACAUUUUAUUUAUAAAUCUGUUGUGGGUGUAUAAAUAUAUAUANGUGUAUAAAUAU